UCCGUGAGUAUAUAUAAGACCGCGACAUCCCUUGCCGUUUCGUCCCCCCUUGCUCCCAACAGACCAUCCCCGUCACUCUCACCAAACCCCCACGAUGAGAACCUCCCUGCUCGCCUCCGCGCUGUCCGCCUGGGCGGCCGUGACCCACGUGGCCGCCAGCCCCCUGCGUCCCAUGGGGGAUCUGGUCAAGCGCAGCCCCGACGGCAACUUCAGCCUGUACGACUACGGCGUUGCGGCCCGAGCAGUCAAGCUGUUCUACGCGGACGGACUGGCCUACUUUGGCACCCCGUCGGACUGGACCUAUGGCUCUGUCGUAACCGACGUGACCUUCACCUUCAGCGACGGCACGAUCUCGACGGCGGCGCUGACCGAGGGCGUCACGCUGCCGGACGAGACGCUGCUGUACAUCCGGCCCAACGCGGACGCGGUGACGGCGGUGGGCUUCACGGGGGACGCGACGCCGUCGGACGCGGUGACGGAUGGCUGGAUCUGGUACGGAGCGUGGCUGAUGUACGAGGCGGCGUCUGGGACGCUCGAGGAGACGUUCUACGUGCAGGAGACGAACGUCACGGGGGUGUGGCAGCUGUUCUGGAUCCCGUCGGGCGUGUCCAGCAGCGGGUACACCGCGGGCAACGUGCGCGACAUCGCGGAUUCCUGAAUAACCCUAAUGACCCCAUCCCGAUAGCCCGGCCAAGAAAGAAAUAAAAUCCUCUGGAUUCCCACGUGUGCCCCGACAGACGGACGUAGAUAGGCGUGAGUAGUUGAUUGAGGGCUGUCAUCCUGCCCCUGGGCCAAGGGUGC
Molecule: messenger RNA, 801 nt
Organism: Aspergillus heteromorphus CBS 117.55
Lineage: Eukaryota; Fungi; Ascomycota; Eurotiomycetes; Eurotiales; Aspergillaceae
Exons: 3
Coding region: 95-658 (187 amino acids)
Source: RefSeq, a predicted model, not a curated record